Molecule: messenger RNA, 2124 nt
Organism: Fulmarus glacialis (Northern fulmar)
Lineage: Eukaryota; Metazoa; Chordata; Aves; Procellariiformes; Procellariidae
Gene: DNAAF1
Product: dynein, axonemal, assembly factor 1
Exons: 13
Coding region: 1-2124 (707 amino acids)
Biological process (GO): cilium assembly
Cellular component (GO): axoneme
Molecular function (GO): protein binding; dynein complex binding
Source: RefSeq, a predicted model, not a curated record
AUGCAAUCACAAAACGGAGACUCAGACAAAGGCCUUGGAGGGGAGGUUACUGCCCAAGAGGUGUUGGGAGAGUCUGUGAACGACACCAGAAAUGAAGCUACCCAAACAGAAAAUGAAGGCAAUUCUGUCAACACAGUGUCGGGAAUACAAGUGCAACCAGAAGGUGCAGAGCAGGAAUCUGAAGAGAAGAGUAUUGAAAAUGCAAUUAAUCAAAGGCAGUCUAAAGACAGCUUGAAUGAGUAUAGCACUGGAGACACCUUCCAAAGUGUACAAAAGGAUGUUAAAACUCAAGAGAAAGCCAUCAACUGUAUGUCCAGAGCAGAUCAACAGAAUGAACAAAAAUCAGAUGGCGAUCACAAAUCAGUAACCAGCUCAUUCAGUCAAAGAACAGAAGAAAAGAGGGGCUGUGUAAGAAUGACAAAAAAGAUUCUGCAAGACAUCUGUAAACAGCAGAAAUUAUACUUGACCCCAUACUUAAAUGAUACGCUUUACUUGCAUUAUAAAGGAUUUGACCGCCUGGAGAAUCUUGAAGAGUAUACUGGAUUGAAGUGUUUAUGGCUGCAAUGCAAUGGCUUAACAAAAAUCGAGAAUUUGGAGGCUCUGACAGAGUUGCGUUGCCUCUACUUGCAACUCAAUUUAAUUAACAAAAUUGAAAACCUUGAACCCCUACAAAAGCUGGAUUCCCUCAAUAUCAGUAACAACUACGUCAAGACCAUAGAGAAUCUCUCUUGUCUGAAAGUCCUGCAGACUCUGCAGAUUGCUCACAAUAAGUUACAAACAGUGGAAGACAUACAGCACUUGCAAGAAUGCCCAAGUAUUUCUGUUCUCGAUCUUUCCCACAAUAAUCUAAGCGAUCCAAGUAUUAUAACUAUUCUGGAGACCAUGCCUAAUUUGCAUGUGCUGAAUUUGAUGGGAAACGAAGUAAUAAAGAAAAUUGCUAAUUAUAGAAAAACACUUAUUGUUCGACUAAAACUACUAACAUAUCUGGAUGACAGACCCGUUUUCCCAAAGGAUAGAGCCUGUGCAGAAGCCUGGGCUGUUGGAGGGCUUGAAGCUGAGAAAGCAGAAAGGGAAAAAUGGGAAACCAGAGAGAAAAAAAAAAUCCAAGACAGCAUUGAUGCUUUAGCAGCAAUCAGGCAAAAAGCAGAGGAAAAGAAAAGACAAACGUAUAUGGAAGAAAGAGAUACAAGUGCAAAAUGUGAAAAUGGAGAUGCAACAGACAUCCUAGAAGGAGCACCUGCAAAUUCAGAUGACAGUGCUGGAAAUUCUAAAUCAUCAGAGACUUCAAAUGUAUCAGAAGAGGAAGAAACUCAAGAGAAGACUGAGAAAUUUAGAAAUGAAAGUUUUGAUACUCGUGAUGAAGUGAUAACACUUCUACCAAAUAGGGGAGGAAACAUGGAUUUCACAUCUGGAAAUAUUCCUGCUAGAAUUCAAGAGGAUGCACAAGAAUCAAACUCUUACAAAUGCUCAAACUUCAACAAGAAGACAGAGGUUCUACCAAGAGAGAAGGCAGCUACUGAAAAGGCCAUGCUUCCUGAACUGGAUAAAUAUGCUGAAAUUGAACAGAUCAAACUGGAAACACCAGAGAAACUUUAUCUUGACGAACUGCCUGAUUUAGAAGAUGUAGAUGUAAAUGAAUUUCCCCCAGAAGAGGAAGUCUUUGUUCAAAAGGUAAGAUUCUUAUUAAACUCCAGUGAUGAAGCUUACCUAAACACAUUUACAAAUGUUUUGCAAAAUGAGGAUAAUCUAAAAGAAGUUCCAACAGCAAUUUUUUCACACGUGUGUAAGAUACAUAAAGAGCAUGAAAAGGAGCACUUAAGACCCCUUGUUGAAAGCUUCUUUAGAGAGCCUGCUAAUUCAGAAAGGUGCCUGGAGAUCAAAGAUAAACAAGCAAUGCCCUCGAAACCCUUGAUACAAGAGGUUAUCACUGAGCCCAAGGAUAAUCUGCUCUUGUCACCAAUCUGCAGUCGACCAGAUGACCCAAGCCCAGGGGAAGAGGACGGUAAGAUCACAGUUACUUGCCCAGGGAACGGCAGCGAUGGGGAAGUACAGCACCUGGCUGAGGGUGAAGGGUGUCCUCACGGAGCACAAGAUGACGAGGACAGUGAGAGUGGGUUAGAUUAA